AUGAAGCUCGCAAAUCCUGGCGUGCCCGGGGGCGACGGGGGCCUUAGCUGCCUCGGCUUCUGCGGCGCUGACCGGCUGUUCUGUGCGGCCGGCGACGCGGUCAGCCUGUUCGACCUGCGCCAAACCUUUAUAACCUGGAUGGAGCUGUCAAGCCCUGCUUCGCGGCUGCAGAUGCUGGCGCCCGGCCUGCUGCUGGCCGCAUUCGACGACGGCAGCGUCCGGUUGGUGGGUUGA
Messenger RNA from Monoraphidium neglectum, 234 nucleotides. RefSeq lists its product as hypothetical. Lineage: Eukaryota; Viridiplantae; Chlorophyta; Chlorophyceae; Sphaeropleales; Selenastraceae. The record is from RefSeq and is a predicted model, not a curated record. Bases 1 to 234 code for a protein of 77 amino acids. The transcript is spliced from 2 exons.